This is a messenger RNA of Periophthalmus magnuspinnatus, 3149 nucleotides long. RefSeq names its product protein prenyltransferase alpha subunit repeat containing 1 (gene ptar1). The record is from RefSeq and is a predicted model, not a curated record. The transcript is spliced from 7 exons. Gene Ontology annotation, molecular function: protein prenyltransferase activity. Gene Ontology annotation, cellular component: cytoplasm. Bases 26 to 1279 code for a protein of 417 amino acids. Lineage: Eukaryota; Metazoa; Chordata; Actinopteri; Gobiiformes; Gobiidae. Gene Ontology annotation, biological process: protein prenylation.
GAGGUUUUAGAGAGUGCCGUUAAAGAUGGCGGAGUGUGAGGAGGAGGUGGACGUUUUGGUCCAGAGAGUUGUCAAAGAUAUAACAAACGCUUUCCAGAAGAACCCCAACAUUGAUGAAAUUGGGGUGAUAACAUGUCCUGAGGCGCGCUACAACCGCAGUCCCAUUGUGCUGGUGGGGAAUAAGCUCGGGGUGGAAAGCUGGUGUGUGAAGUUUCUGCUGCCAUACGUCCACAACAAACUGCUGCUCUAUCGCCAACGGAAACAGUGGCUGGACAGAGAUGCUUUAGUAAAUAUCACAUCGACUCUGCUGCUACUCAACCCAGACUUCACUACUGCCUGGAAUGUCAGGAAGGAGCUGCUACAGUGUGGAGUGCUGUGUCCACAGAAGGACCUUUACCUGGGGAAGUUGGCUCUCACCAAAUUUCCUAAGAGCCCUGAAACUUGGAUCCACAGGCGCUGGGUCCUUCAGCAGCUCAUGCUGAGUCGACAGAAGCAACAGGGGGUGCCAGAGGCUGAUGCUGACAGAAUCCAGCAGCUGAGUGAGCAGGCGGCGCAGACGGUUCAACAGGAGAUGAGAGUUUGCACAGAUGCAGCCAGCCGGUAUCCUAGCAACUACAACGCCUGGUCCCACCGCAUCUGGGUCCUGCAGCACAUGGCCAAAGGCAACAUCAAGUUCCUCCAUGAUGAGCUGGCCUCCACCCGCCCUUGGGUGUCCAUGCACGUGUCCGACCACAGCGGCUUUCACUACAGACAGUUCCUGAUACAGCAGCUGCUCACAGAGCUUUCUCCACCUCAGGCCCCCAGCAGCACUAAGGUCAAUAGAGGUCCAGCCGGACAUGGCCUGGACACUGAGGAGCUCAGCUCUCUGCUCCAGCUGCUCCAGGAGGAGAUGGAGCUGAGCUCUGAUCUCAUCCACACUUUUCCUGGACACGAAUCCCUCUGGUGCCACAGGCGACACGUCUUCUAUGUUUGGCAGAGCUGGUGGAGAGAGCAGCAGCUGAGCCAGAGCUCCUCUGUGAUGUCAGAGUCUAAUGGAGCACAGUGUGAGGAGUCUGUUCAGGGACACAGGGCGUCAGGGGAGGCUGUGGAGGAGGCGCUGCCUCUGCCUUUAGCCCAGGAGAGGAAGCGUCUGAAGAGGGCAGUGCUUGGUUUACCAUCUGUGCCCUCGGAGCAGAGCUUUGUGAGCGUGCUUCUCGAUGGCUGCUCCUGCCCCCAUCAGAGACGCCUGGCUCUGGCCUACAGGAGGUGGCUACAUACAGUGCUCCAACUACAGCUCUAACUCUCCUGCAGACCCCUUUAGAUAUGAAUUUGAAUCAAGAUCCCACUCACCACAAGUGUAGUCGUAUGUCACUCCCACCAGGACCACGCCCCCUGGUGUUUAAGUGCGUGAGUGACCCUGUAGUGAGCUGGUCUAAGGGCUGCAUUAGUUUGAUGAUGGGAUCUGUCUCUGUCUUCAUGAACUAUUAACAUUUUUGUGCACAUUAGUCUUCUACAAAUUCUUCAAACCUCACAUCUGCCUCUGGAACCUUCUUCAGAAGCAGGGGACACUUCAUGUUUGUUUGUUGGAUUUGAUUCUCGUACGUGGGAUAGUUUGGGUGGCACUGUGGACUCUUUGUCCACUGGGUAUCUGUUAUUCAAAUGUUUGUCUUGGGUGUAGAACAGGUACUUAAAGUCUAUUAUACAUUUUACCAUGUUAUUAUCCUAAUUUUAAGGCAGUUAUUAACCUCUUGGGUUUGAAAGAAGUUACAAAAAGCUAAUAUAUUGUUCUUGAAAACUACCUAUGAAAUAGUAGAGAACCAGACCAGUGCGAGGUCAAGUGUUCUGUGGGGGUUUGAAUGGAGUGUACACAUAACAUCAUACUCUGGUAGUAGCUCAUGUUACAAUGUUGAUGAUGCUAUAUUCUAAAGUAUUCCAGAACAUUCUCAAAACUAGACCACAGUCAUGAGUUUGCACCUGUUGCUUUUCCUGCAUCGUUCCUUUAUCAACACCUUAGGGCACUUCCAGAAAAGUUACUAUUUACAUUUAUUCUGAUAUGAAUUCAAGUAUUGCUAAGUGAUUUGAGAAGAAAAAAAAUCAAAUUAUUUUCUUGAGAAACAUCACGAUCGUGAUUAGAUUUUUAGGAACUUUUUCAGAAACAAUCGUACUAAUUUUACACUUGUAUUUGGGUGCAGGGCAGUUCAUGUCUCUCAUGAUCCCACCUAUUGGACAUGCAGGGUCAUUACACUUUAGUCUUCUACAACAAGCACAGUGGACUCAACCUCCUGUGUCCAACCAACCAAAGAGCGCGUUCACACAUCACUGGCAUUCUGCGCCCACAGGGACCUGCCCAGGCCUGUCACUACCAUCAGCUUUGAAUCAAUAAUAUAUUUGUUAAUUAUAAACAAUAUUAAUGAAGACCACUUUAUACCACCAACUCAGUAAGAUUCCAUAUAGCAUUUGUAGCUACUAAUGUUGUCAAACUGAAUUUCGAUACUAAGAAAUAGACUUUAUACUCCUGAUUCUGAUACCACGACGAUAAUAAAAAUGAAUAGAAUCUCAAUUUUCAACAUUAAAUAUAUUACCUCAUGUACCAUGUGAGUAUCUAGUUUCAAUACAAGCUUUAGUAUUGUAUCUUAUCUGAUUUUCACCAUAGAAAUGCCAGUUAUACAAUGAUACAGAUUAAAAAUAAGUAGGCUAUCUUGUUCCAUAACUAAUAUUGAACGCGAAAUCUAUUUAAAAUGUCAUGUACUGAACAGAACUUUGGUACAGUAAUCAUUAUUGUGACAGGCCUAGACUUGUCCUGUAUCCUUUUUGGCUUAUUCAAAUAUUUGGAUGUUACUUUACUGUUUACACAUUCACUUUUGUGUAUUGUGCUUCAAUAACAUCACAGGAAAACCACUGUAUACAUGACUAGUACUGACCUGAUUAAAGUGAGUAUUUUGAGCCAUGUGAAACGCUGAUUAAACAGGUGUGGACAUAGGCUUUUGAGGAGUGAGGCCAGGAUCGCUCCAUCCACAACACAAAUAACUAUGCAGAAGUGUUACUGAGAUUCCACAUGAUUUUAAACUCAAAUGUAGCUUGUACAUUUGUCCUUUUUAUUCUCAAAGUGUCUUCAGUGACUAGUCCUCAUCUCACUGAGUCUCAUAAUAAAGACAAUUAGGAUACAGCUG